AUGGUGCACGUUCACAUGAGCGUGCGAUCUCCGGUGCUGAUAGUGUGGAGCUUAAUCAUGCUCCUCAUUGCCGCAGCAUCUGCCACUCUUCGUAUUAUCUCUGCUCACAUCAGGCGUCGGGAGUUGAAGAGUCAUGAUUAUCUUGUCUUCUUUUCAACGCUCUUGUUAACUGGAUACGUGACAGACGUACUGGUUGGGGCGAUAAUCGCAGGUUAUGGCGGGCAUACGCAGGUUAUGGCGGGCAUACGCAGGUUAUGGCGGGCAUACGCAGGUUAUGGCUGUUCAUCAUCCAGAAGAGUUAAUGAGCGCGUUGAAGAAUGGAUGUGGGCCACAUCCACAGUCUGCUUUCGACUGGCAAUCUUGUUACUGUAUAUUGAGAUCUUCCCAAACAACAAGAAGUUCCUGUGGUGCGCAAUCAGUGUUGGAGUCCUUGUAUAUUUAUACUGGGUAUCAACGGUGUUGACGAUCGCUUUGCUCUGUCGCCCAGUUGCUUACAACUGGGAUCGCACCGUUCCCGGUACUUGCGGUGAUGUGUUGAAGAUCAAGUAUGCAUCAGCAGGCCUCAAUGUGGCUAUGGACCUGGGCGUCAAUUUGCUGCCAAUGCCAAUUGUUUGGAGGCUGCAAAUGUCGAGCCGCAAAAAGAUCGGCGUAACUGCAUCAUUCGCAAUCGGAAUUCUCACGGCCGGUAUCAAUAUGGGACGCAUCAUCCAAACCAAGAUGUGCCCAGUUAGUGAUCUCAUCUACUGCUUAAGGGAUUCGUCGAUGUUCAUCGAGGCAGAGAUGACGGCGGGGAUCUUGGUUGCUUGCGUGCCGACAUUUGGGCCGCUGAUCUUCCGACGGAGCGUUCCUGCAGCGCGACCCCAACACGAUCUGCCGACAAUCGGAUCGGUUCGAAUGCGACCGCGUCGCAACCUGGCAAAGUUUCACUCUCUCCUUUGGACGAUUGAUCGGAGUUACGAUGAUCACGAGAGGGAAAACGCGUGGAACAUGGAGUUCGGCCCACCCGCGUCUUCGGUUAGGGGAACUGAUAAUGCCAUAGGGCCGGGUAUUUUGGUCACGCACAAUUUGGAUGUACACAGUCUCAAUGUACCAUCUCAAUUGUCUGAAACCUCAACCGUUUGA
This is a messenger RNA of Penicillium soppii, 1122 nucleotides long. RefSeq lists its product as uncharacterized. Bases 1 to 1122 code for a protein of 373 amino acids. The transcript is spliced from 5 exons. Lineage: Eukaryota; Fungi; Ascomycota; Eurotiomycetes; Eurotiales; Aspergillaceae. The record is from RefSeq and is a predicted model, not a curated record.